AUGGAGGAAAACUGUUGUUCUUACGAUAUGGUGGUAGUCGAACUUAUCUUCUUCCUUUACAAGACCGGAGAGUCGAUGUUGGACGCCACAACACGACCUUAUAUCGUAAAGGCAGUUUGUCAGGAAACUUUUCCAUACAACGCUUCCAUUUGCUUUGACCUUGACCGAUACCCAGAGCACGAGGAUCGCGUGCAGAGUAUAGCCGGGAACUACCUGAUGUACUAUCGUCUGCUCGUUAAUCUUCCCGCCGUCUUUUUGGGGUUGUUUUGUGGUGCGUACAGUGACCGGUAUGGACGGAAGUUACCAAUGCUUCUUCCGAGUAUAGGUAGUGUACUGGGUGUUCUGUUGUACAUUCCAAGCUUAAUGUUGGAGGAAAUUCGAAUCCCUCUGAUUUUAAUGGGCGCAAGCUUACAAGGAAUAUUUGGCAAGAGUUCUGUCAUCACCAUGGCAGUGAAUAGUUAUGUAUCUGAUAUAUCAGAGAUGGAUGAAAGGACGAAAAAAUUAGGAAAACUUCUCGGCAUGAAUUUCUUCGGUCUGUUUGCUGGGUCUCUUCUGUCGGGACUUUUCCAGGAUACGACAGAUAUGCUUACAACAUUCUGUUGUAUUGUAAUUAUCCACGCUGCAGUGGUAUUAAUCACAGUAUUUGCAAUGAACGAUUCUAUAACCUUUCCAUCCAAAAAGGUUGAAAACAAAGGUUUAAAGGGAGAAUGUUGUGAUGUGUUUAAACCGUCGAACAUCAAGGAUAGUGUCAUGGUCAUUUUUAAACAAAGACCAAGAAAUACCAGAAAUAUCAUUUUGAUACUUUUCUUUACAUCAGUCUUGAAUCAGACUUGUAAGGUUGGCGAAAUGGACAUCACAGUGUUAUUUGUAACCAGAAGUCCACUUAACUGGCCGAAAUCCUGGUACGGCUAUUUACUGUCUGUGGACUACGCGGUGAUGGGUUCGAGUCUGUUUCUAAUACUUCCUGUAUUGACGGCGUACAUGAAGGUUCCUGAUGCUGCUCUACUUCUCAUUGGGAUCACGUGCAAGAUCAUUCGUCUCACCUGGGCUGGAUUUUGUCGCGAAACGUGGAUGGUAUAUGUGUCGGUUGUGAUUGGUGCCUUUGCAGGAAUGAUUACGUCAUCUAUGAGGUCACUUCUGAGCAAGUCGGUUGACGAGGACGAGGCGGGAAAGAUAUUCUCGCUUCUCGCGUGUGGCGAGACGGCGUCAAAGCUAUUUGGUGUCGUCGUGUUUGUAAAUAUAUACAUUGCAACAGCCUCUAUGUUCCCUGGAUUUGCUUACGCGUUAGAGGCGUUUAUAUACUUGUGUAUGUUUGUAAUGGUGUGCUAUAUGUACAAAGACAUUCGGUCAACAGGAACGGUUAACUUACUGCAAGCCUUUUCCGAAGCACCAAUGUACGGAACUACAACCGGAACAUACGACUCACGGGACGGUAAACUUCCGGUUGUAGAUGAACUAGAGGAACAGUCUUCGUUCGCUGCACCGCUCCCCGCCACUACGCCUUGA
Molecule: messenger RNA, 1506 nt
Organism: Ylistrum balloti
Lineage: Eukaryota; Metazoa; Mollusca; Bivalvia; Pectinida; Pectinidae
Product: lysosomal proton-coupled steroid conjugate and bile acid symporter SLC46A3-like
Exons: 1
Coding region: 1-1506 (501 amino acids)
Biological process (GO): transmembrane transport
Cellular component (GO): membrane
Molecular function (GO): transmembrane transporter activity
Source: RefSeq, a predicted model, not a curated record